ACAAAGUCUGAGAGUGCAGGGGGUGUUGGUGCAAGAAGAAAGGGUAAUUAGCAAACGUGACCAAGUCCGAACCUGCGAGGAAGGAGAAGUGUUCGGAUGACGUGAAAAAAGCAUGGAGGGAGCAUGGGACAUGCAUGGGAAGCGUGGCGAUUGUAAGCAUGUGUGUGUGUGUGUACGGAUAUGUGUGUAGCAUACACUUUGAUUUUGCUAACGUGUUUCAUUACACGCGUAGAGCCUGCCUGCGCCAAGCCCUUUUUGGGGGCCUGGCGUCGGGUGUGACGUUGGAAGGGGGUUCCAGGACGAAGCUAUUUCCGGCCUUUAUUCUUUUAUUGGGUUCGGCAACGAUUUCCUUACUCAGAAUACGCAGACAGCGAUCGCACUGUUGGUUUUCGACAAAAGAAGUAAAACGAGGCAUAUCAAUGACAGGACCAGUAAUGUCACUGAUACGACGACAGAUGGGUUUUUCUCUCUCUCCCGAAGAGAGCUGAUCAUGUUGGGUUUCAAGGGACUCGAGAGGGGGGGGAAUGGGGUACAGGAUAUGGACCAGAUGGGUUGUGAUUCAUUGUCUCGCGAUAUGGCACUGAAGUCCGUAUCCAGCACGACUCU
This is a messenger RNA of Colletotrichum navitas, 606 nucleotides long. RefSeq lists its product as uncharacterized. NCBI's taxonomy places the organism in Eukaryota, Fungi, Ascomycota, Sordariomycetes, Glomerellales, Glomerellaceae. Bases 135 to 488 code for a protein of 117 amino acids. The record is from RefSeq and is a predicted model, not a curated record. The transcript has a single exon.